CUUGCUGUAUUUGUCUUUUCGCUUGUUCUGGCUCAUUUUGUCGCCGGGCUUGUCGAAGCUGACAGAACGGCUCGGCCUGUGAUCGGCCUAUUUCCUGUGCUGGAAACCAGGUAGGACUACCUGUGUACAGGGAAUGCAUGAAAGUAUCUGAAAACUGGGAGGACAGAUAAGCCAACAUCCAUGGAAAACAACUUAACUUUUGAGGAGGGCAGUGACAUGUCGUAUGAAGACAAUGGCUCAGCCUUCCCUUCUCCAGUGACGCUGACCAUCCCAGGUCAGAGUGAUGACUUUGACCUUGAAAGGGGGAGGGAGGAGGUGGAAGAGGAUGAGCCAUCUCCGGAGCCCAUCGUCAUUCCCACCAAUUCAGAGGCUUUUCUGAACCUGAAUACCAAUGCCACAACAAGAGGGGAUGCCCAAGCCUAUGUGGAGCUGAAUGAGCUCGAGGGAAACAUCUGGCAGGAGACUGGCCGCUGGGUGGGCUACGAGGAAAACUUUAACCAUGCCACAGGAAAAUGGGGUCCUUCUCAUGUCUCCUAUCUCACUUUUACCAGCCUGAUCCACGUCCGCAAGGCCAUGAGUACAGGUGCUAUUAUCCUUGACAUGAAAGCCAGCAAUCUGUCUGCUGUGGUUGAGAAAAUGGUUGAUGAGCUGCUGAACAAGGAUGUGAUCCGUUCCAGUGAUCAUGAUGACCUGUUGAGAGUUCUCCUGAUGAAACGCAGUCAAACUGAGGGACCUGUGGUCACUCCCUUUGGUGAUAUUCAGAUGCAGACCUUUUCUGUCACAAAAAAGAGAGACAGCUCUGACAAUGUAGAGGCUUCAAUUGUCCUCUCAGGUGAACUGGACUUCCUGCAGAAACCAGCUGUGGCCUUCAUCAGGCUGAGUGACUCUGUGGUGAUGGAGUCUGUCCUGGAGUCUUCUAUCCCCGUUCGCUUCAUAUUUCUGUUGGUGGGCCCCGGCCACAGUGGAAUCAACUACAGCGAAAGCGGUCGUGCCAUGGGUGCUCUGCUGGCCGACUGGGUGUUCUGCCUGGAAGCUCACUUGGCUCAGACUUCAAAAGACAUCACAGAUGCCAUCGCUGACUUCAUGGACUGCAGCAUUGUGAUUCCUCCCACUGAGAUCCAAGAUAAGGCAAUGCUGGAGCCGGUGAUCGACUUUCAGAAAAAACUGUUGAGUGAAAGACUCCGUUCCACUGACCCCCGUCUUGCCUUUGGAGAAAGGGUGAAAGCUCUGCAACCUCCACCGGGGCCGAAGGAGGAUCCUCUGGCCCGAACGGGCUAUCCUUUUGGUGGCAUGAUGAAGGAUAUCAAGCGCCGUUACCGCCACUACGUCAGCGACUUCACAGAUGCUCUGAACCCUCAGGUUCUUGCUGCCGUCAUCUUUAUUUACUUCGCUGCCCUUUCUCCAGCCAUCACCUUCGGAGGGCUUCUAGCUGACAAAACGGAAAAAAUGAUGGGCGUGUCAGAGCUCAUGAUCUCCACUGCCGCCCAGGGUGUCUUCUUCUGUUUAAUUGCCGCCCAGCCAGUCCUUGUCAUCGGCUUUUCCGGACCAUUGCUGGUGUUUGAGGAAGCUUUUUUCGUUUUCUGCAAGAUGCAGGGUAUUGAGUACAUCGUAGGCCGCAUAUGGGUGGGUAUGUGGCUGAUAGUGAUCGUGGUUCUCAUCGUGGCAAUGGAGGGCAGUUUCCUGGUCCGAUACAUUUCCCGCUUCACCCAAGAAAUCUUCUCCAUCCUCAUCUCUCUCAUCUUCAUCUACGAGACCUUCAAUAAGCUCUUUAAGAUCUUCAAAACCCAUCCUUUGAUCCUGAACUAUGACCAUCUGAAUGAUACACUGGACAACCCUUUCCACCCAAUCAUCAAGGAGCAUGUUGAGGUCCAUCCAGAUGGCAAUGUAACAGUUCAUGAGUUGGAAAUUGAAAGGGCAUACCCCAACACUGCCCUGCUCUCUAUGUGCCUGAUGUUUGGCUGCUUCUUCAUUGCAUACUUCCUCCGUCAAUUUAAGAAUGGCCAUUUCCUUCCUGGCUGGCUCCGUCGUUUGAUUGGAGAUUUCGGAGUCCCCAUUGCUAUUUUCUUCAUGAUUGCAGUAGAUAUCAGCAUUGAAGAUGCUUACACUCAGAAACUGGUUGUGCCAAAAGGUAUUGAAGUGACUAACCCCAAGGCGAGGGGAUGGUUUAUCAAUCCCAUGGGAGAAAAGAAGCCUUUCCCCGGCUGGAUGAUAGGUGCCAGCUGUAUACCUGCAGUGCUUGUCUUCAUCCUCAUCUUCCUUGAGUCCCAAAUUACUACGCUGAUUGUGAGCAAACCGGAAAGGAAAAUGGUAAAAGGGUCGGGUUUCCACUGGGACCUUCUCAUCCUGGUCACCAUGGGAGGAAUCGCAUCUAUCUUUGGAGUCCCUUGGCUGAGUGCUGCCACUGUGCGAUCUGUCACCCACGCCAAUGCUCUCACUGUCAUGACCAAGGGCCCCAGACCAGAGAUAGAGAAAGUGAUUGAGCAGAGGGUCAGCGGCAUGAUUGUGGCCAUCAUGAUUGGAGUUUCUAUUUACAUGGAGCCUAUUCUGAAGAUGAUUCCAAUGACUGCCUUGUUUGGCAUCUUCCUCUAUAUGGGUAUCACUUCUCUAAAUGGAAUCCAGAUGUGGGACAGGGUCCUUCUGCUCAUUACUCCCAAGAAAUACCAUCCCCCUGAUGCCUAUGCCACCAGGGUGAGUACCAUGCGAAUGCAUCUAUUCACUCUGAUCCAGCUCGUGUGCCUGGCUUUACUUUGGACGGUGAAGAUGAGUGACUUCUCUCUGGCUCUGCCUUUUGUUCUCAUUCUGACCGUUCCUCUGCGCAUGUUCAUGACUGGCAAGCUCUUCACUGCCAUGGAAAUGAAAUGUCUGGACGCUGAUGACGCCAAGGUGACAUUUGAGGAGGAUGAGUAGGAUGGAUCCAUACUGCCACAAACAUCACCAUACCGUUCAUAUUCACAUUUUAUUUAGUGAUGCCACUUCUUUACAGAUUCAAACUGUUCCAUUAUUGUUUGUCUUUAAAGGGCAUUACCUGACAUUUAUUAAUAUAUGACUUCUGCAUCUAAAUUUGUGUUUGCAACCACAACAGACAACUAAAAUUUAUUCAAUUUCAUCAUCGAGACCUAUCAGGUAUUACUAAUUAAUAUUUUGAAGUUUUAGGAUUUCGAAAAUGUUUUUUAAGGUAUAAGUGGCUGUUUAUGUACUUACAGAGUGGCAUUUUCUCUCAGGGAAAAUGAAUGAAUGAAUUUUGAAAAUAAGAGAUAUUUUCCCCUGAGAUGUUAGAUAGAUCCAUUUAUAUAUAAUAGUGUUAUUUUCUUUUAGUGCUCAAUUACAGCAUGGCUUUAAUAUUACAACAAUGCAGUUAGAUUGUAGUUCUGCCCAUGUUAUAAUAAUGUAAUUUCACCUUACUUUAAGAUAAGGAAAUCUGAUGUCAACUCUUCAGAUGCGCACAAAAUAAUUAAUUUUGUGAGACUAUAAUGUGCCUUUUGUCCAUAGUGUAUCAGAUUAUUCAGAAAAGUGUGAAGUUGUUUCUGAAGUUUUCCCAUUUACUUUGUGUAUUCUUUAUGCAACAGUUUAGACUUUUUUUGUUCAGUUGGUCUAUAUAGAAUAUAAAUGCACUGCUUGUGUGUAAGUGUUUAAAUGCUUUGUGAUUUUAAAUGAGAUGUGCAGUGCAGGUAGAUAGUUGAUGCUGAGAUCUUAUUGUUUGAAUUGAUUGUUAUACUGAUGACAUAAUCAGGUAAAACUCUGUAUACAUUUUCCUUGUUGUGCAUUUUAUGUUGCCCAUCACAUUUGUGUGCAAAACACUGUA
This is a messenger RNA of Pelmatolapia mariae (spotted tilapia), 3802 nucleotides long. RefSeq names its product solute carrier family 4 member 1a (Diego blood group) (gene slc4a1a). Gene Ontology annotation, cellular component: plasma membrane; basolateral plasma membrane. Lineage: Eukaryota; Metazoa; Chordata; Actinopteri; Cichliformes; Cichlidae. The record is from RefSeq and is a predicted model, not a curated record. Gene Ontology annotation, molecular function: bicarbonate transmembrane transporter activity; solute:inorganic anion antiporter activity; monoatomic anion transmembrane transporter activity. Bases 181 to 2907 code for a protein of 908 amino acids. The transcript is spliced from 21 exons. Gene Ontology annotation, biological process: monoatomic anion transport; transmembrane transport; bicarbonate transport.